UCCCAGCCAGGAAGCGGGAGAGUUCUUCAAUCCACGUUAAUCUGUGACAGCUGUCUGGGGUUAUGCUGGGACGGACGUUUCGGGACCUGAUAAUCGAGCUGGGGGUCAGAAGGGGAAUUUAUGGGUUCAGUCAUGAGGAAGUCUGGCAUUGAUUUUGGGGCGGAGGUCAGUAAUUGGAGGUCUGUGAAGACUGAUGGGAAGUCUGGGAUGAAUGUUGGGUACGUACAGGGGUCAGUAAUAGCGAGAGCUGUAUGAUCUGUGGGUCAGGGAUGGCAGGUCUGUGCGCUGUUGGAGCAUCCGUGUGGCCAGUGAUUUGUGGACCUGUAUGGCCAGUCGUGUGAUCGGGGUUCCGUGCAGGUGCUCUUUGGGAUUUGGGAUUUCUGCACCUGGUGAUUCAGUGAUUUGUAGGGGGUUUUAAUGCAGCCAGGGACUGAUAAAGGUCAGCUCUAGUUUAGUGGGAAAGGCCUCACUUUACAAUUUCUGCAGGUCAGAGGCCGCCCCCAAGUUGAAACCCCUCCUCAGAUGUUUUCUCAAACCUCCAUCUCCCUCCAUCACUCACGUCCUCACGGAAGAAAACAUCCUUUGAACGUUAUUUUGACAAAGCCUGGGAUAACCCCAUAGGAAACAGUCUACCUUUCAUGGGAGUACUCACUUCUGUGAGUGAGUGCAGCCUUCUCUGUGUGACCCAUCCUGGGACUGAGAAGAAUUUACCAGGGUGGCCUGUUUUCCUCUUGGUGGUUGUUUCUAGACUGGUAAAUGGCUCCUGGAGAUUUAGUCUGUCUUUCAGUCCUGAUUCCUCAGACCUCUGCUCUUUUGGAAGAGAAGCAGAAAAUGACCAAGUCUCACCUUUCACCAAGGAGGAGUGGCAGCAACUGGACCCUGCUCAGAGGACCCUGUACAGAGAUGUGAUGCUGGAGAACUUCAGCCACCUAGUCUCAUUGGGGCAUCCAGUGUCCAAACCAGAUAUCAUCUCCAAGUUGGAACAAGGAGAAGAACCAUGGAUCAUAAAGAGACACAUAUCAGAUUGGAUCUGUCCAGAGAGGGAGACUAGACUUGAAAAUCCUCAAUUGGACAUACUUGAAGGUGUUUCCUUCCCUAAGGAGAUAUUGGAAGGUGUAACAAGAGAUCAUUCAUUGUACUCCAUUUUUAAGGAAUGGCAGGAUGAUGACCAGCUGGAGAGAGAUCAGGAAAAUGACGACAGACUUCUCAGGCAAGUCAUGGCCAUCAAAAACAAAACAGUUGUUGAAGAAUCAGGCUAUUCAUAUAAGGCAUUAGGAAAAAUGUUUCAUGACUACACAGACCUAGAUGCUUCAGGACAAGGACGGUAUACAUGUGACUCAUUUGAAAAGAGCUUGGAACCUAAUAUAAACUUACUCAGUUGUAAUAGGGGUUAUGCAAGAAAAAACACUGGUGAGAAUUUUAGAUGUGGGAGUACAUCUAUUUCUUCCUAUUCUAAGCAUGAAAAAAUUCAUAAUGGAGUGAAACACUGUGAAGAUAGUCAGUGUGGAAAGAUUAUCAGCAAUAAACAAUCUCUUAUUCAAUAUGUGAAUGUUGAAAGUGGAGAGAAGACCUGUGUAUGCAUUGAAUGUGGAAAAUCUUUUCUAAAAAAGUCACAACUCAUAAUACAUCAAAGAAUUCAUACUGGAGAGAAACCAUAUGAUUGUAGUGCAUGUGGGAAAGCCUUCAGUGAGAAGUCACAUCUCAUUGUACAUCAGAGAACUCAUACUGGGGAGAAACCUUAUGAAUGUGCUGAAUGUGGAAAAGCCUUCUCUCAGAAAUCAUCCCUCAUUAUACAUCAGAGAGUUCACUCUGGGGAAAAACCAUAUGAGUGCAGUGAAUGUGGGAAAGCCUUCUCCCAGAAAUCACCCCUCAUUAUACAUCAGAGAAUUCACACUGGAGAGAAACCUUAUGAAUGUAAUCAGUGUGGGAAGGCCUUCUCCCAGAAGUCACAGUUGAUAAUACAUCAUAGAGCUCAUACUGGAGAGAAGCCAUAUGAAUGUACUGAAUGUGGGAAAGCCUUCUGUGAGAAGUCCCACCUCAUUAUUCAUAAAAGAAUUCAUACUGGGGAGAAACCGUACAAAUGUGCUCAAUGUGAGGAAGCCUUCAGCAGGAAGUCAGAACUCAUUAUACAUCAGAUAAUUCAUACUGGGGAGAAACCUUAUGAAUGUACUGAAUGUGGAAAGACCUUCUCCCGGAAGUCACAGCUCAUCAUACAUCAGAGAACGCAUACUGGAGAGAAACCCUAUAAAUGCAGUGAAUGCGGAAAAGCCUUCUGUCAGCAGUCACAUCUCAUUGGACAUCAGAGAAUUCACACAGGAGAAAAACCUUACGUAUGCAGUGAAUGUGGGAAAGCCUUCUCUCAGAAGUCCCACCUCCCAGGGCAUCAGCGCAUUCAUACAGGAGAGAAACCUUACGUAUGUGCUGAAUGUGGAAAGGCCUUUUCCCAGAAGUCAGACCUUGUUGUACAUCGGAGAAUUCAUACUGGGGAGAGACCCUAUCGGUGUGCUGUAUGUGGGAAAGCAUUCAUUCAAAAGUCACAACUCACUGUACACCAGAGAAUUCAUGCAGUGGAGAAAACCUGUGUAUGUAUUACAUGUGGAAAAGCCUUUGCUAAGAAGUCACAGCUCAUUGUACAUCAACGAAUUCAUACUGGAAAGAAACCAUAUGAUUGUGGUGCAUGUGGGAAAGCCUUCAGUGAGAAGUUUCAUCUCAUCGUACAUCAGAGAACUCAUACUGGGGAGAAACCUUAUGAAUGUGCUGAAUGUGGAAAAGCCUUCUCUCAAAAAUCUUCCCUCAUUAUACAUCAGAGAGUUCACACUGGGGAAAAACCAUAUGAGUGCAGUGAAUGUGGGAAAGCCUUCUCCCAGAAAUCACCCCUCAUUAUACAUCAGAGAAUUCACACUGGAGAGAAACCUUAUGAAUGUAGAGAGUGUGGGAAGGCCUUCUCCCAGAAGUCACAGCUGAUAAUACAUCAUAGAGCUCAUACUGGAGAGAAGCCAUAUGAAUGUACUGAAUGUGGGAAAGCCUUCUGUGAGAAGUCCCAUCUCAUUAUACAUAAAAGAAUUCAUACUGGGGAGAAACCGUACAAAUGUGCUCAGUGUGAGGAAGCCUUCAGCAGGAAGACAGAACUCAUUACACAUCAGUUAAUUCAUACUGGGGAGAAACCUUAUGAAUGUACUGAAUGUGGAAAGACCUUCUCCCGGAAGUCACAGCUCAUCAUACAUCAGAGAACGCAUACUGGAGAGAAACCCUAUAAAUGCAGUGAAUGCGGAAAAGCCUUCUGUCAGAAAUCACAUCUCAUUGGACAUCAGAGAAUUCACACAGGAGAAAAACCUUACGUAUGCAGUGAAUGUGGGAAAGCCUUCUCUCAGAAGUCCCACCUCCCAGGGCAUCAGCGCAUUCAUACAGGAGAGAAACCUUACGUAUGUGCUGAAUGUGGAAAGGCCUUUUCCCAGAAGUCAGACCUUGUUUUACAUCAGAGAAUUCAUACUGGGGAGAGACCCUAUCGGUGUGCUGUAUGUGGGAAAGCAUUCAUUCAAAAGUCACAACUCACUGUACACCAGAGAAUUCAUAACAGUGGUAAAAUCAUAAUGAACUGAACACAGAAAAGCCUUCUCAGUAUUAGCUCAAGCCUUAAUAAAUACUAGGAACCUGACUGAUUUGAUAUUUAUGGGACAUCUUUAUAGAUAAAAUUUUACAAGAGAAUUCAUGUCUGUAGUGUGGUGAUACCUAGCUCAGCAAAGAUGAUGGAAAAUAAUCAUAAAUGAAGAACAUUUUCAACAUGGUGUAUAAAACUUUUAAAGUUAUGGUCAGUAGAACAAAUUAUGUAUAUAGAAUAUUGUCAAGUUACAUAUUCUUUAUUAUACUACAUUAACAAUAACCAGACAUUGUGAAAUUGCUAAUAUUAGCUUGGCAUAAUUUUGGCCAGACAGUAAUUCCCAAUAAAGGACAUGAGGAAAGCUUGAGUAAAAAGAAAAAGAAAGAAAAUCAACUCCUAGAAACUACAUUAUUAGGAGGGGCUUGGCAUGACCCCUAAAGAUACAUGUAAAAUUCUUGUACAAAGAUAGGUGGAUCAGAUUCAAUACAGGUGAUGUUUAUGCAUUUUCCCAUCUCAAGCAUAUAAGUUGACCUGUCUCUCUGGAAGGAUCCUGGACCUUGAAAUCAGUGCACCUUGACCUGAUCUCCCAUUUAUUCUUCCUCACUGAGAGUUUGGUAUUGUGGAAAUGCUUUGGUACUGAGCCAGAUGGUCUUGUGUUUUAAUCCUGGCUUAGCUACUCACAGAUUGUGUGACUUCAAGCAAGCCUGCUUCACCCAUCUGAAUAUUUUCUGUUAUCAUUAAAAAAAUGUAGAGCACAUUUUCAGUUAAUAUUAGUUCUUUUUAUCUUUCUCUUUAUCCUCCUGCAACUGGAUGCUAAGACUAAUGUGUAAAAACUACAUCUAAACUUGCUUUGCAUUCCAGACACUCUGCUCUUGAUAUCCCAUUCCCAUGACUGUUCAUUUUACUGUCUUUGACCCUGGUAGCCUUGAUUCUUGGUAUGUUAAAGUGACAUUUUAUUGUGCUUUUAUUAUUUUUUACAUACAUUUAUAUAAACUGGUGAUUACACAUAAAGAUCCUGUCUAAUGUCUCUCCAGUUCUUUUCUGACUCCUGCCCUCCCCACAACUGUUUUCCCUGGGAACAAAGGACACUUGCAGAGCAAAACUCUUGGGAUGAGAAAGUAUGCCUGCCACAGAUUUGAGAAUUUGAUAUCUCUAAAAUAUCUCUUGCUCUCUUUCCUGUUGUUCUGCCUAUUCCUCCAUGAGCACCCUUAUUUGUGGUGCCUGCAGAAGGGCAAUACUUGGCAAGAAUGAGGGUGUCUGUAUACUUAUGUUCACAUAGUUCUUCAUAUAGUUCCUGCUUGAUUCCUUCACGUUUCCUGCCCACCUGAUCUUCUUCCUGAAGGGCUGAACUGUCUCUUAAGAAAAAAUGGGGACCCUCUGGGUAAGAACCUCUGCAGGGGAGAGGACAUGCCUAACGGGGAUGUGAGACAUUCCUAGUUUGUGUGGAUAAAUUCUUGACUUCAUUAUGAACAGUGAGCUGAGAACACUCACAUCAGAUAUAAAUUGACCAUUCAGACCCAGGAAAGAAGGCCUAGGAGUACAGAUUUUGGGUUUAGCUACUCUGACAUUUUCUCAUGGAAGAUGUCUCAACUGAUCCUUAUGAGGCAUGAGAAGGACCAAAAAAUAAAAUAAUUUUGUGAACACACAGAAAUUUAGUGAAGAGCGAGUUCUAUAUAGUGACAGCUAUGGGACUAAUGUAGAUAUAACAAAGAUUCAUAAUUCCUACUUUACAGGCCUCCCAUUUGGUUUCCCACUGUCACAAACCUCCAGCCAACCUUGUUGAUCUGAUGAUGGACUUCUAUAAGCAUCCCAAUUUAGACUUAGCACCUACUAAUUUAAUACUUCACUUCUUUUUUGAGCAUUUUAUUAGAGGAGCUAAUCAGUGCAAUGCAGCAAGAAUAGGAAAAUAGGCAUAAGGAUUAGAAAGGAAAAAGUAAUAUAGACAUUGUAGAUUAUACAAUUAUGUAUAAGAAAAGCAAAGAUAUACUGAUUAAAUAUUAGAAAUA
Messenger RNA from Callorhinus ursinus (northern fur seal), 5604 nucleotides. The record is from RefSeq and is a predicted model, not a curated record. Lineage: Eukaryota; Metazoa; Chordata; Mammalia; Carnivora; Otariidae.